CUUCGCUGCGCACGCCGUCCCGUCAUCCAAUAGGAGCGGCGUGUGUAGCGAGGUGAUGGCAGCGAUGGAGCGCGCGGAUGUCGGGGAAGCAGAGGCAUUACCGGAGCGUCCGGGACACCCCGGGGACGCGGCGACAUCGAUGGACAGCGACAUCCCGGGCAGCGGUGACGGUCCGGAGCGGCGGGGACAGUGAGGAGUCAACGAGAUAGCUAUAUCGUAAUACAUCGGAAUACGAAGAGGCACAACAUCUCGGAGUCACCAUGAGAGCAUUCUUGGCCAUCAUCUUCAUCAUCUCGGCCACCAUUAAAGCAGGUAACUGUGUGGUGUGCAUUGAAUGCAAUAAUAGUACUAGUCCCGACUGUGCAGGAGACCUGGUGACUUGUGGAACCUGUAUGACAAUGGUAAUCGAGACAAACUCCAAAGAUGGGAACGACACCUCAUAUUCUGUGGAAAAGACGUGUAACUUUAACUCUACUAUCUGCAAUAUCACAUACAGUGUCAACAGUGACCAAUUCCAGGCUAGGUACACAGUGAACUGCUGCGACACAGACUACUGCAACAAAAAUGCUCUUGAAGUCACCCCCUGGAACAACACAGAGAAUGGCGUGGAAUGUCCCACGUGCUACGCUGCAGACGGACAGAACUGCACCGCCAAUAACACCGUCCAAUGUACCGGAGACGAGAACAAAUGUAUAGACUUCUCAGGAAAAGCCCCAAGGGAAGGAACCUGUCAGACACUUGCGUUCCAGGGUUGUGUGACUGACCUUUGGUGCGACCAUUCUGGAUACCUGUACCCUGACAACGCAGAGUGUGAGAGCGGCACCAUGAAUUGCUCCAAUGGGAGGAACUCCACUCACGUACAAUAACAAGAACGUUUUGGAUUUCUGAAUUUCCCACUUUGGACACCGGUGGCACCGGGGCAUGAAAAUGGCUAUGUAAUGGACAUUUUUGGCUUAGCUGAUUUUUUUCAAUGACACUGAAAUAAACUGAGCUGGGAUGGACUGUAUAACAUAUGUCUUAGUAUCAUA
Hyla sarda is the source of this 1028-nucleotide messenger RNA. Its product is annotated as phospholipase A2 inhibitor and Ly6/PLAUR domain-containing protein-like. The transcript is spliced from 6 exons. Bases 261 to 866 code for a protein of 201 amino acids. The record is from RefSeq and is a predicted model, not a curated record. Lineage: Eukaryota; Metazoa; Chordata; Amphibia; Anura; Hylidae.